This is a messenger RNA of Rangifer tarandus platyrhynchus (Svalbard reindeer), 300 nucleotides long. The record is from the annotation of a GenBank genome assembly. NCBI's taxonomy places the organism in Eukaryota, Metazoa, Chordata, Mammalia, Artiodactyla, Cervidae.
AUGCCUGCUGCAGGUGUUGCAGUUUUUGAUGCAACUCACCAAUUUGCUGAGCAUACUAUUCAGAUGAAAUGGUUUCUCUGGGAUUCAGAACGCUGUAGUGGAUCAGACUGGCGGCAGACCACCUUUUUUUGGUGCAAGUUUGGCUUUGGGAAGUGCUUUGAAGCUUCUUCUCAGUCCAACCACUUAGCUGGUCAUCACCAGUUGUCAUAUAAAAUCCACUUUUUCUCGCACAUUACAGUACAAUUGAGAAAUGGUUUGUUGUUUUUGCAUAGAAUAAGAGAAGACAGUGCUUUAAAAUGA